Messenger RNA from Tympanuchus pallidicinctus (lesser prairie-chicken), 8950 nucleotides. It is a transcript of the gene BRPF3, whose product is annotated as bromodomain and PHD finger containing 3. Gene Ontology annotation, cellular component: MOZ/MORF histone acetyltransferase complex. Gene Ontology annotation, biological process: regulation of transcription by RNA polymerase II. Gene Ontology annotation, molecular function: protein binding. NCBI's taxonomy places the organism in Eukaryota, Metazoa, Chordata, Aves, Galliformes, Phasianidae. The transcript is spliced from 13 exons. The record is from RefSeq and is a predicted model, not a curated record. The coding region runs from base 3304 to 6891 and encodes 1195 amino acids.
UCGCUUUUUCCGGCCGGGUUCUACUGCUCGGGGACUUUUUUCGCUCCUUGGGGAAUGGCGGGCCGCGGCGCUAUGGGCCCUCUCACAGGCGCGUUCGUCGCUGUGUUUGUGCCCGCUCCGUGCCCUGUUUUGACUCUGUCGGUGCCAGCAAGGUUGCUGUGGCCCUGACAGCGCUCCUGAGAGGAGCUCUAGGACAGCACCUGCCACAGGUUCCUUCAGAGAGCUGCUUAAACCCAGGCCGCUCCUUACACUUCAUCCACAGCCUCACACGACGCCCGGCAUGUGCCGCAUCUCCGCCCGAUGACAGAAAUGUGGAGGGAUUCAUAAAGUGUGUGUGGGUAUCAGAGAGGAGAGUGGGCCCUCGGCAGCCCUGCAGCGUGUGUUGGUGGUGGAGCCUGUGGAAAGUGCAGCCGUGGAGUGUAGCAGUGUGCUUUGGGUUGGGGAGAGAGGAGCCUGGAGAGGAGACAGCUGCUGCAGGCUGUUCAUUUCCUGUGGCACUGUUGAUUCAAUUUCAUGGAUGUGUUUCUUCAAUACUUCUGCAGGUGUUUGUUCCUCCCUCCCUCCAGAGCUAAGGGGUGGGAGGAGGAGAAAAUCUCCUGAGCCUGUGUCUGCUCCGUGCAGACACUGGGCUGAUCCUUACCUAAAGCUGAGCUUAGGGUCCCUUCCCCCUGUGUGACACUGAGAUGUUCAUCGAGGAGGGACCUUGCUUUUUCUGACAUCCACAUAGAAUCAUGGCUGGAAAAGACAGAGAUUCCUAAGUCCAACCCCAGCCCAUCCCUACCAUGCCCCCUAACCAUGUCCCUCAGUGCCACAUCUCCACACGCCACGAUGGAAGCUUCUCCAGCAUCGCUGCCUUUAGCUGCAGCCUUGUGUCUUCCAGAGGCUCGCAAAGACUCCUGUUGCCAGUGAGAAAAUCAUUGUCUGCCAGCAUGGGAAGGAGAGAGGUUGAAGGAGGCUGAGGUCUUCUGAGGUGUGACUGGAUGCUUCUGGUCCUCGGUGCAGCGUUGCACAAGUGUGGAUCACAGCAGUAUUUAGCCCUCCUUUUACAGGAUCCACUUGUGCAGGAUUUUUCCUGUGUUGCAAUGAUAUUUGGUAUGUGGAUCUCUCACAUUUUUUUCUGUGAAGCUAUCUGUAGUAAAUUUAAGCCUUCUGAUGGGGCUUGUUUUUCUUAGUUCCUUUUUGCAGACCCCAGGCAUCUAUGCGCCACAGACAUGAAAACUGCUGCUCAGAAGAAGUGAACCAUUUCAGAACAAAUUCGUGGGAUAGAAUUAAAUUUAGCUCUGGCAGCUUUUUGCAUUACAGCCCCGUUGUUCGUUUAGUUGUGCUCUCUAGGAACCUAUCCCUCUGUUCCUGGCGUCAUACGCAGUGAAAGUGGAUUGUGGGGUAUUCUUGGAAAGCCUUGAGCACGCUGGUGACAGCAAGAGGACAACUUUUUGAACUUUUUGCUUUUAUAUCAACAGCAUUUGUCCAUGGUAGGACAAAAGCAGCAUAGGCUGAAGGAGUGUUUAACCCUGCUGAAGUCAAGGCAGUGUAGCAUUUCAGCAUGCACAGAUGCUGUUUGCAGAGAGAUUUUUUGUAUGUGGCUGGGGAGGUGUUUUCAAGUGUGCUGAGAAGAUCAUAACAUUCCUGGAUUGCUUCUUAGAAGUUGCUGUGUUGCAGACAAGGUCACAGGGUUUCAUCUUGGCAUGUCUGAAUUUGUUUUAUGGUUGCUUUCAAGGCUUUCUGGAGGUGGGUAGUUGUGUCUCUUCCUGAUAUCCAGAUGCCUUUCAGAAAUGAGCUGGAAUUCUUAUCCCAGGCACUGAGUGAGUUCUGGCUGGCAGCAAUUUCAGUGCCGUUUUAGAUGCUUCUAUGUAUUGUUAAGUAGUUGUGUGCUUUGCAAAUGGGUUGGUUUAGAGCAGCCAGUUACUGUGGUAAAAAGCCCUCUUUGGGUAAUUUCUCUGGACAGUAAACUGACUGUGUCUCUAAAGCUACUACAAGAACGCCGUACUCUUGGUUUUUCUAUCAGCAGGUAAAAUAACCCUUCCUUGGAGCGCUGGUUUGGCUGAAAUUUGCUCGUCUCUCAGCCAGUCAUCAGCUAAUGUCUUGUUUUUCCUGAACACAAUGUUAAUAAUGGCUGUGGUCAGGUCAUUCCAAUUGCUUUAUCCUCCAGUGUCUUUAUGUUCAUGAAACUUCUUGCAUCCAGUAUCUUCUUCGGUUACACCAGUCAGGUUAUACCCAAGCCAUAUGUCAGCAGGAUCUUCUUGGUUUUCCAUUUGUUGACCAAGCUGCCUUUAGAUGCUGGUUAUAGAACUUCUUUUCCUACUGUUUGAAGCAACUGAACUUGUCUGUGACCAGUACAGCUGCAUUUCUGCAGUAUGCAGGUCAAAAAGAUCCUGAAAAUCCCAGUGUCUAUGUUUACAGGUGGAAAUUGUCAUCUCAUAUUUUACAUCUGAAAACAAAUGAUGCUUUCAGAUUAUCAUUACAGGAUUGCUGAAAGUGGCACCUGCAGCUUAUUUCUGUGGGUGCAGAGGAAAUUUUGGACUCCUUUUCCAAAGCUGGUUUGUUUCUUAGUGUGUCAUCUCAUGGCAGACUCAUGGAUAAGAGCGGCAGUGCUUUCAGGAGAAGAGUGUCUCCAGGAAUCUGUUACUCCUUUCUGGAAUAACUUCAUGAAUUCUUGCAGGCACUGAUCCAUGAGGUGAUGCUUGCUUUGACUCAGUUGAUGUUUGUGAGGUUAAGUCCAUCAUGGAGCAAAAAAUAAUGUGACAGAUAAAUACAAAUGCUUUUUCUUGUCUGCAGGUCCCACAGAAAGGGGCCAAAAGUGCUGUGCUCUAAGGGUGAGGUGCUGGUUCAGGCCCCUGCAUAGCAACAGAUAAGCUCUGGGCUGACUUAUCUUCUUGGGGAGAUCUUACAUUUACGUUUCUUCUUUUCAGCUCUCUCUUUCCUUGGCCUGUCUUGUUACUCUGCCUAGUUCUUUCUGUGCUUUGCACUCUCAUCCCUGACUCUGCCGUCCCUUGCAUUACUCACUUGGCUUCCUCUCCACUUUCCCUCUUUCACCCUCGGAUCUCUGGGAUCCUGCCGCUGCCUUUCCAUCCUUCUUCAGCUCUUCUUGACAGCUCAGCUUCACCCUUCGUUGUUGGGCAGCUCCUUAAUGACUGGAACUGACUCUCAAAUGAUUAUCUUUGUUGCUGAUUAGCAGUUUGUGAGGGCAGAGCUGGCUUGGGCUUUUAGUUAAGGCUCCACGUGAGCACCAUUGCACAGUUCUCAGAACAGCUUUGUCUAGAUGGUGUCUUGCUGCUUUCCUGCUUAUACCCCUGUGGAUCUUGCAUGCUGAACCAGCUCAGGGGCCUGAACGUGGAUUGUGGCUUCAGAGGGGCAGAUGCUGAGCCUUGUCUCUGGUGGACCGCAGCAAUGAGGAAGCCUCAGAGAAGAUCACGGCAGAACCUGGAGGGCCGGCGUUCUCCCUCACCCUACAGCCUCAAGUGCUCGCCCACUCGGGAGACGCUGACGUACGCUCAGGCCCAGCGCAUCGUGGAAGUAGACAUCGACGGGCGGCUGCACCGCAUCAGCAUCUACGAUCCCUUAAAAAUCAUCACCGAGGAUGAACUGACCGCCCAAGACAUCACAGAAUGCAACAGCAAUAAGGAAAACAGCGAGCAGCCCCUUUUCCCUUCAAAAUCCAAGAAAACACCUUCCAAAGGCAAGAAGAAGGAAUCCUGCUCCAAAUACACAUCAGGAACAUCUUUACACUUACCCCAGCCCAACUUCCGUGUGACGGACUCCUUCAAACAGUCAGAUGCCCCUCCUCUCCCUGCCGCCUACUACCGAUACAUUGAAAAGCCUCCCGAGGACCUUGAUGCAGAGGUGGAGUAUGACAUGGAUGAAGAGGAUCUGGCAUGGCUGGAAAUGGUGAAUGAGAAGAGAAGGGAGGAUGGUUAUGGGAUGGUUUCUGCUGAAACUUUUGAGCUGCUGGUAGACCGCUUGGAAAAGGAGUCAUACCUUGAGAGCCGGAACAACAGCGCCCAGCAGUCCGUCAUCGAUGAGGACGCGUUCUGCUGUGUCUGCAUGGACGAUGAGUGUCACAACAGCAAUGUCAUCCUGUUCUGUGAUAUCUGCAAUCUGGCUGUGCACCAGGAGUGUUACGGUGUGCCCUACAUUCCUGAGGGGCAGUGGCUUUGCCGCUGCUGCUUACAGUCCCCUUCUCAUCCUGUUGAUUGUGUCCUCUGCCCAAACAAAGGUGGAGCCUUCAAGCAGACCAGCGAUGGCCGCUGGGCUCAUGUGGUUUGUGCCAUUUGGAUUCCAGAGGUCUGCUUUGCAAACACUGUGUUCCUGGAGCCCAUUGAAGGGAUAAAUAACAUUCCCCCAGCUCGAUGGAAGCUCACAUGCUAUAUCUGCAAGCAGAAAGGCAUGGGAGCUGCUAUCCAAUGCCACAAAGUAAACUGUUACACUGCCUUCCAUGUCACCUGUGCCCAGCGGGCUGGUCUCUUCAUGAAGAUUGAACCCAUGAGGGAGACCAGCAUCAAUGGCACAACAUUCACUGUGCGUAAGACUGCCUAUUGCGAGAGCCAUUCCCCACCUGGAACAGUGAAAAAAGGGUAUUCAGCUGCUACCAGUGGGAGGCAGGAGGGCAUUGUGAAGGAGGAGAGGGAGGAGGAAGGCAAUUCUGGCCCUCCCAAAGGGUCCCUAAAGAAGAACCAGGUGAAAUUGAAGCAGAAGAUCAAAAAGGAGCCUAAUGAGGGGACUGAUGGGCGCUCAUCUGUGCCCAUGGUGACAGUUGCACAAAUUCCCUCUUACAGGCUGAACAAAAUCUGCAGGGACAUCUCUCUCCAGCGGAAGAGCCAGUUCAUGCAGAGGCUCCACAACUACUGGCUGCUGAAGCGGCAGGCGAGGAAUGGAGUGCCGCUGAUCCGACGUCUGCACUCACAUCUCCAGUCCCAGAGGAAUGCUGAGCAGAAGGAGCAGGAUGAGAGGACGAGUGCAGUGAAGGAAGAGCUGAAAUACUGGCAGAAGCUGCGGCACGACUUGGAGAGGGCCCGGCUGCUCAUUGAGCUCAUCCGUAAGAGGGAGAAACUCAAACGGGAGCAGGUGAAGGUUCAGCAGGCUGCUAUGGAGCUACGGCUGACGCCAUUCAAUGUACUUCUGCGCACAACACUGGACCUGCUGCAGGAAAAGGAUGCUGCCCAGAUCUUUGCAGAGCCUGUUAACUUGGACGAGGUUCCAGAUUACCUGGAAUUCAUUUCCAACCCAAUGGAUUUUUCCACCAUGAGGCGGAAGCUGGAGUCCCACCUGUACCGAACAUUGGAUGAGUUUGAGGAAGACUUUAACCUUAUAGUUACCAACUGCAUGAGGUAUAAUGCUAAAGACACGAUUUUCCACCGAGCAGCUGUCCGGCUCAGAGACCUCGGAGGAGCGAUAUUGCGUCACGUGCGGCGGCAGGCUGAAAGCAUUGGCUUUGACACUGAUGUGGGGAUUCACCUGCCCGAGUCACCCAAAACCGAGGACUUUUACCGCUUUUCUUGGGAGGAUGUGGACAACAUCCUCCUGCCAGAGAACAGGGCUCACCUCACCUUGGAGGCCCAGCUGAAGGAGUUGCUUGAGAAGCUGGACAUAGUGAGCCCUAUGCGGUCCAGCGGCGCCCGGACACGACGCAUGCGGCUCCUGAGACGGGAGAUCAACUCUGUUCGGCAGAAGUUGGCCCAGCAGCAGAGCAGGACCGUGGCCAACGGGGAACCUGUUCUGUGGGAAGAGGGGCUGGAUAAAACGUCGAGAGAAGAGGACGAGGAAGGGGACAGAGAUGAUGCCAAGCUCCCACAUCCUCCCACCCUGGAGCCCACAGGACCUGCACCCUCUUUCUCAGAGCUGGAAUCGCUGCAGGACCCUCCAAAACUCAAACCCAUCCAUGACAGCAAGACCUUGAACCAGCUGCAGAAGAAGGUGACGUCAGACAGGGAUUUCUUUGACAAGAAGGCACUGCAGCGGGAGAGCCAAGCUUUCCAGCUCCUGCUCAGUGACAGCAGCCUGAACGGACUCGCCUUGCCACCUGCAGACAGCCUCAUGAGCCCCCCCUUCAGUGGCGUGGGCCGACGGACAUCUGUUCUUUUUAAAAAAGCUAAAAAUGGGGUGAAGCUGCAAAAAGGCCCGGACUGCUCCCUGGAGAAUGGAGAGGACCGCGAGCAGCUUUUGCCCUCCUGUGCCAAUGGGGAGCGACAAACCCGGAAGCGGCCACAGGGCAGGAAUUACAGCGAGAGCGAUGGAGAGAAGUCACCCAGGCAGGCAGGGCAGAGAGGAGUCACCAACGGCUUUGCAAAGCACGCAGAGAGCAGCGCAGACCCUGAGCGCAGCCCCAGUGUGGGCAGUGGGCUGCUGUUUGAAACCUGCAGUGGUUUGAUGCCUCCUAAGCGAAGUCGAGGGAAGCCAGCCCUUUCUCGGGUGCCCUUCUUGGAAGGUGUGAAUGGAGACUCUGAUUACGGCAGCUCAGGCAGAACUCUCAUGAUGUCCUUUGAGAGUCAGGCUGAGCUGGAGCCCUUGGAGCUUGUGUGGGCAAAGUGCCGUGGUUAUCCCUCCUACCCUGCCUUGAUAAUCGAUCCCAAGAUGCCACGUGAGGGGCUGCUCCACAAUGGAGUCCCCAUCCCAGUCCCACCCAUGGAUGUGCUGAAGUUGGGGGAGCAGAGACAGACAGAGGCAGGCGAGAAGCUCUUCCUUGUCCUUUUCUUUGACAACAAGAGAACCUGGCAGUGGCUUCCACGUGACAAGGUCUACCCUCUCGGCGUAGAUGACACUGUGGACAAGCUAAAGAUGAUGGAAGGACGAAAAACCAGCAUCCGCAAGUCCGUGCAGGUGGCGUAUGACAGAGCCAUGAUUCACAUGAGCCGCGUGCGGGGGGAUCAUCCCUUCGUUCCGUCCAGCUACCUGUGAGCGUUGCGCGGCCGGUCCUCGGUCCUCCUCCGGGCGUCGCUGUGUCGGCACAAGGAGCCCGGCGCCGUGCGGCCGAAGCGCCCCGCCUUCCCAGCAGUGGGCGGCGCUCCUCGAGGUGGCCGCUGCGCGCCAGAGAGGCCGUGGGGUUCUUUGUGAAUGUGUGCUGCUGAAGGGCUGGCAGGAGACGAAAUGUUCGGUGUGCGGGGCCAGGAGCGAGGCGUUAGGAAAAGCUGCUGGGUGGCGGGAGCCACGGCGAGCUGCUACAGCAGAGCUCGACGCUGAGAUGUUUGGACCUCGUGCGCACUUUCUUGCUGCUGCCUCCUCCGUGCUGCCAGGAGUUUGGGUGUCAGUCAGCCCUGAGUCAUUCCCUGAACCCAUUGCCCCUGUAAGCAAACCAGGAUCCUGUACAGAAAUCACAGCUGGGCUUUCUUGUGCCAAACUUACUCUGACCGUCACUGGCCUUUUUGUUUUUCUAAAUGAAGUUGAUUGUCCCAUCACAGAAAUGGUAGCAGGGAGGCAGUAUCACGAUUUUCCUGCCUACGUGCAUCGUGCUUUACGUUAGAUUUCUUGCAUUGCGUUUGGAAAUGAGUGAGGUAUUUUGGUAACUUUCCCCUCUGCUGCACACACAUACAUGCAGGUGCACAGAGCUUUAAAUAUGAAAAACAAAUUACCUGUGGUGUUUUUUGGUGUGCAUUUAUGGCCUAGAAAUGUAUUUGGUAGUUUCACACUUAAAUUUGGAUUUCUGUGACUAUGCUCAUUGCAGUAGCAGUUCAUACCAUGGUUUAGUACAGCCUUGAGUCUAAGCAAAGAUGACUUCUUUUUCUGAAGAAACAAAGCUGAUUCUGGAGGUGCCUGUGCUGGGGCAGCUCUGUAGGCACUGAGGUUGAUCAGGGUUGGAGGGAGACGCAUCGCUUGUGUUGCUGGAUGCACAUUUGGUGUCAGGCUCCUCUUCCUUUCUUCUUUCUGUCUCUUUCAAGUUCUCCUCUGGCUUGGUUUGGGUUGAAACCAAGCACUAAGUAGAGCACACGACCAUUUUGCCUUUUUGCCUUCUCUCACAUUCAUGCAUCCCUUCCUGCUGUGUGGGUCUCCAGCAUUGUCAUCCAUUAAGAAACAAACCAGCCUGGCUCUGCUGCAGCCCCUCUUUGCUUUCUGAGUUUGCGUUGCAAAAAUGGGCAGCCGAUGUUUGGAAACAGCCGACAAACCCUUUUCUAUUAGCCAAGGACUUAAAAUUUCUCUGAUCUCUUCUAUUGUGUGUUCCCUUUUUCUGCUUUCCCAUUUUAAGAACCAAAGGUGCAGAGCAAGAUUGUAGAUUGAAUAUCACCAUUUUGCUUUUUAACUCGAUAUUUUUUUAUUAUUUUAACUUUUUCAUACUGAAGAGAAUGUGGGGUCAAAAUAAUAAUAAUGAACAGUGGGGAGCAAUCACUGCCAUUUCUACGUGGUCUACUUUUUUAGAAAUACCAAUUCUUAUACAUUGGACGCGGAGCCACACUUUAAGGAAGAUUCCUUUAACAGGCAGAGACGGGGCAUAGGAUUUUGUAAAACAGAAAUAAUGCCUCUGGGGUGUGGCGAGGGAAGGACGUUCUGUAUAUAGCUGUACAGUACUGCUCUAAGUUAUUGAGACUUACUGUCACCAUUCUUGAAGUCCUCAGUCGUGUCGCUGGGUCUUUUAUAUGCACACAGUGUAACUUAAAGGAACAUACACUUCUCUGGGUGGUAACUCAGCUGUGGACUUGUGACCUGUGUACGUUUUCAGAAUCUGGGAUAUUAUUUUUUUGGUUGGUUGUUUUUAAAUGACAUUUCACAAUGGGAAGUGGCUGAUCUGCUGUUUGCUACGGGCCCGAGACGUGACUGUCACUGCUGUAAAGCACAGAUUGCUCUAUUUAUUGUAGAAAGUGAGUUUAUUUGCUUUCUAGAAUUGUUUAUAUCAGAUGGUAUAAGAGAGGUAAUAAGAAAAUCUAUGCUUGUAAAGAAAAAAAAUGCUAAUUUUACCUACUAUAAUCUGACUGUCUGAGACUAUAUUUUCUCUCUGAGAAAUAAAUGUUCUACAGUAUUAAACAAA